CUUUUGUCACAUUGAACUUACCGAGCUUACACUGUGUGCUCGAACUUAGGAUUACAAAGAGAAUAGUACAUGUGUGGCCGUGUGGCGUGUAAAGCGCUCAACUAACCUAACUACUGAACACUAUAUGAGAAAUGUCAUUUAACAUAUUGCUUUUAUUAAAGUGAUAUCAGUAUUUUUGUGUUUCGUGGGAUUGAAUAUAUAAUCCGUGUAUAUUUUUAAUUGUAUUGUAAUUUAAUAUUUUCAAGUUUAAAAAGUGAAUUUAAUACUAUACUAACUAAAAUGUGUUUUAACAUUUACUUAUACAUUAGAAAUUUUAUAUAAAAGUAAAAUAUUGAAUGUUAAUAUCAUUUCUUGAUAUUGCAACAACAUGACUGAACACAGUUUCACAUUACCAAGAGCACCAAAGGAGCUUAUGUUCAAUGAACAUGAUUUUAAUGAGAAAGAUUUUGAUGUUGAUAAAUUUCUUCAAGAACACAGAAAAAAUGCUAGUCUUGAAACUAUGCGAGAUGAUUUGGGAAUUUACUUAAAAGUCCUCCGAUCUGCAAUGAUUGAGUUAAUCAAUAAAGAUUAUGUGGAUUUUGUUAGUCUUUCCAGUAAUUUAAUUGGCUUGGACAAAGCUAUUAAUAAUCUACAAGUUCCUCUUGGUCAACUCAGAGAAGAGCUAAUGCAAGUACGACAAACCUUGGAUGAUGCAAUUACUGAACUGACAAUUGCUCUAAUCAAUCAUCAACGAAUCAGAGAACGUAAAAAAAGUUUACAGAGCUUAGCACGGGUUUACAAGUCAAUAGCAAAAUUGUCUCAAAUUUUGGCAACAAGUACUACUACAGCAGGAUCUUUAAAACCUGACCUUUUAGAACGUGCUGCUACAGAGUUUAAUCAACUAAAAUUUCACACGUCCAGAUGCAAAUCUGAUAUAGCGCCUAUUCAAAGCCAGAGCUUUGAACUUGAACAACAUCUUACAGCGAUUCUGGAUGACUCAUUUAUACUGAGUAUAAAAAACAAGCAGACAAAUUUGUUAGUUCGCCACCUCAGGAUUUACAUUACAUUAGACAAAAUAGCAGAUGCAGAAAAUUUAGUAAGGAAAAAAAUCGUGGGCCCUGCAGUUGACAAUAUAAUCCAUAAAACGAACUUGCAAAGUGAACCAUUGGGUUUGCAAGGUAUAUUUCAACGUUUAUUAAACGUGCUUAACGAGGAAUUAGAUGAACUUCUAAUCGUGACGUCACAUCCAGACAGGAUGAUCGUAAAAGGAUUCAAUUUCUUAAUAAAUAGUUAUUGGUCGGAAGUAGAAGAAAAAAUCGAAUUGGACAUGAGCUCUAUUUUUGCACCUGGACAUCCAGAACAGUUUUACCGGAGAUAUAUGGAAACACUUGAGUUUCUUUCCAAAUUAGAGGAACGUUGCAGCAAUUUUGAAACUUUGGCUGUACUGAAGAAUCAUACGCAAUAUAAGCAAUUUUUAAAGAAAUGGAAUUUGCCAGUUUACUUCCAAAUAAGGUUCCAAGAAGUUGCUACCGCCGUUGAGUCGGUACUCUGCGAACCGAUUUCACCUACAUCCAUUAUAGAAAAUGCGAAUAACAUUCAUUCAAUGGAAUAUUCUCUUUAUGCAACACACAUUACUUUUGAUUCUCUCCUUCGAGGAUGGGCCGAAGGUGUAUUUUUGCCUCAACUACUACAUCGGUUCUGGAAAUUGAGUCUACAAAUAUGUUCUAGAUAUAAAACUUGGUGUCGAAGCACCUUAACUCAAAAUUGGCCGAUCGUGACUGGAAUGGGAAAAAUUGAUGGAAAUGAAGCUGAAUGUCCAACAAGAUUACAAUUUCUUGUAUGCUUGUACACCGAUAUUGAAAAAUUCAUUAAACAGUUACCAACCCUGUUGGAAAUAGUACGAAUAAAACUUCCAAAUGAUAAACCAAGCAUAAUGAGAAUAUUAGAAGAUUGUCUGAAAGAAACUUGCAGAAAUUUAGAAGACUGCUUGCCAGCAGUUACUGACGAAGUUGUUAAAGAACUCUUGUCACAAAGUGCAGUACAUUUAAAACAAGUCAGUGAUAUUCCACGACUAUUUCGACGUACGAAGCGUGAUAUUCCAACUAAACCGUGUGCAUAUGUAAAUAAUGCAUUGAAUCCUCUUAGUACAUUUCAUACUGAUUAUAAAACCGUCAUACCAAAAGCUGUUUCUCAUUGGAUUCACUUAACUCUAUCUUCAUUAACUGUUCAGUAUUUGUCAUCUGUUACUGAUGUUUUAACUUCAGUACAAAAAACUGAGGAAAGUUUAAAAAGAUUAAAAAAAAUUCGCGACAAGUCCGCAGGAAUGUCGCCUUCAGAAGGAAAGGGAAUUAGUGACGAUGCAAAAAUACGAAUUCAACUGGAAAUCGAUGUAUAUGGAUACAAAAAUAUGAUUGAAACUCUUGAUGCCGAUAUUUCAAAUGUGCCUCAUUUACAAGAUUUAAUACAUGUUGUAGAAGCUGCUGUGAAAAAUAAAGAUGAACAAUGAUGAAAGAAUGUUCACACUAUUUUUACAUAGCGUUAAUAAAACAACGUUGUCUUUUAUGCAUCAGUGUAGUAAAGUGAGUAACAGAAUCGGUUAUGUAAUCAAGGAAAAUGCAAAGUUGUGUAAUAAAUGUUCGACAUGAUUCUGUAAAGGAAUGUAGAUACUUUAUAAAAAAAGUACAAUAUAUAUGGGUGUCAUGUAAAUAGGUCAUACAUUUGUAUAUUCUAAUAAAAAUAAAUAAAAUAUUCGAUUCAAACAUUA
Molecule: messenger RNA, 2743 nt
Organism: Cephus cinctus (wheat stem sawfly)
Lineage: Eukaryota; Metazoa; Arthropoda; Insecta; Hymenoptera; Cephidae
Gene: Cog2
Product: conserved oligomeric Golgi complex subunit 2
Exons: 11
Coding region: 368-2485 (705 amino acids)
Biological process (GO): intra-Golgi vesicle-mediated transport; Golgi organization; protein transport
Cellular component (GO): COG complex; membrane
Source: RefSeq, a predicted model, not a curated record